Messenger RNA from Grosmannia clavigera kw1407, 4179 nucleotides. Its product is annotated as nuclear pore complex subunit. Lineage: Eukaryota; Fungi; Ascomycota; Sordariomycetes; Ophiostomatales; Ophiostomataceae. The record is from RefSeq and is a predicted model, not a curated record. Gene Ontology annotation, cellular component: nuclear pore outer ring. The transcript is spliced from 4 exons. Gene Ontology annotation, biological process: poly(A)+ mRNA export from nucleus; protein import into nucleus; transcription-dependent tethering of RNA polymerase II gene DNA at nuclear periphery. Gene Ontology annotation, molecular function: protein binding; structural constituent of nuclear pore. The coding region runs from base 1 to 4179 and encodes 1392 amino acids.
AUGUUCUCCCCUCUUGAAGGAGGCCCGGCCACGGCCACGCGCAGCCGGCGGCGGCAGCGGCCCAUCACAUCCGAUACCAUACACCAACAACCAAAGGCUAAGCGCCAGCGCCUUCCCCUGAGCGAGCAGACUUUUCGCAACCCCGAAGUCGCGCCCGAGAUGUUCCAGGUCAAGGCCGACAAGGCGGCCAUGAUGACCGUGAAGCGUGACGGCAUCGAAAACGCCCUGCCGCCCGUCCAGGCCGCACCCAAGAAGGAGCUCAGCGUUCGCUCCAAAAAGUCCAAGGCCGGCGAGCGGAUCAGCAAAGGCGACGGAAGCAUUGUCUUGCGCGUACACAGUGAGGGCAAGCUGCCCGCUCUACCAGACAGGCUUCGGGCUGAACCCGGUAGCUUUCAACAUGGAUCCAUCUACUCAGCCAACGGCUAUGCCGUCAGCCUCACACACACCCACGCCAUCGUCUGGCCCUAUACCGCGAACAGCCCAUCCCCCGAGACUUUCACAUUCGCGCUACCCUAUCCGUCAAGACACGCGUCCGAUCCCCUUCCUCUCGGCGCCCUCGUGGCUCCGUCUGCGUCAUCUGAAGAGCCCGGCCUGAUUGUCAUCAUGCCCAUGACCGGCAAAGUCAGCUACUGGGAGUCCAUCUCGAGCGCGGCCACACUGGACUUCUUGCGCCAACAGCGAACUGGCGUCGAAGACGUCAUUCCCGGCAUCUCCUCGACUGAGUAUGUGACCGAGAUCAUCAACGCCGAGCCUGCUGGCUUCAUUCUCCUGACCAGCAGCGGCCGGCUCGCCUGCAUGAAUGUGCGGGAUGCGCAUGGUCGGCCGGCCAUCUCGGUGCAAUUCUUGCGGAGCGCCGGGAUGAGCGCCGUCUCGACUGGCUUCUUCGGUAGCAUUCGUUACGCGCUGAAGCAGUCCGCUGCCAGAGAGGACGUGGUUGCCGUUCGGGCAGGCCCUGUCUUCAGGAUUGGUGAGCGCACCGUGUUGGCCGCCAAUUCCAAGGGCAAGUUCAGCGCCUGGAAGGUCCACCGCGGAGGCAGUUAUGACACUGUUCUCGACACAGACGCACGGGAGCCAAUCAUUAGUGCUAUCUGUCAGUUUGACGCCAGCGUGGACAGCUUCGCAGCCGAGUCCCUGGAGAUUGUCGACUUCACCUUUGUGCCCAAGGGCAUCGAACACAAGUACACUGAUGCUGUCCGUCUUAGCAACUUCACCGAGUCCGACGAUUCCUCCAUACAUCAGCUCCUACUGUUGGUCGCCCUGCCACGAAAGACGCGCACACCAUACUACCUCAUCGAGCUCAUCAUCUCACACGAUGUCGCCCAGGUGGGCAUGGUUCGACCGAUCACGUCUCUCACGUCUCCGAUUACCACACACCAGCCAUCUGCCGAGCAGCGCCCCCGUGUGUAUCUUCCCAGACCGGCCGUUGUUGCUUACGUUGUGCUCGACAAGACAGUUGUCAUCGCAUCGCUUGCGCAGCCUCCCGAGACUCCGGACUCUCAGCUACAGGGCGAGGAUAGGCACCUCCCUGCUAGUUUCGAGGACGUGGUCGACUUUCGCAGCGACAGCACGCUGGAAAUCGUCGGCUCGGGUGUUGAGGAGCCCAUGGGCAAUGGCUCGUCCGAACUGGACGGCCCGGGUGCCGGCGCUGUAGCAUCGCGCCUGCAUCGUCACAAGACAAAAAACCCGGCCGCGGUCCUGAUUGUGCGCGGCGUCGGCGUGGUCCGUCUGGCCACGAUAGAUGUCGAUCGCUUCAUCAGCGACAGACCUCCUGAGGUAACGGCGAAGAGCAAGCUAGAGGAGGCGGUUUUUUUCGGCAUCAAAGACGACAACCCGCUGGUCUUUGAUGGCAAGCGGCCGUCGCCAUUCUCUGACCACGAAAUUGGCGAGGCGGCCAUGGAGUUGAGCCGCGACAUCCUCGGCUCGAAGACGUCGUUUACGCCCAAGGUGCCAGCGUCGCUCGAGAGCAAUUUGCAGACACGUGCAAACUACCUCUCCAGACUCGUGAAGCACCUGAGCGCGCGGCACGUCCGGCUCAGCCGCCGCGUGCGCUGGCGGCUGCUGUGGGACGCGGAAAAGAUGGCGACGGCGUCGGCGAUGUGGUUUUUGCACGAGCAGUUCCUCACGGACCGCGCAGACGGCAAGACGCUCGAGCGAAAGACGAUUGUCUCGGAGAUUGUCGAGUACAUCCACGAGGACGAGAAGAAGAAUCCCAACCGCGAGGUUGGCGAGGUGGAUCGCGUGCGGCACUUUUUCGUCAACGACGUCUGGCGCAUGGACCUGUUCAUCGCGUGGGCAUACGAGGUGAUCAAGUACGUGUACAAAGACCAUCUACUAGACGACCGUGGCGUGACGCGACUCAUGUACGAGGGCGUGCAAGUCAACUCUGGUGCGCUCAACGGGUCGGCAAAGUACCGCGUGGACCAUCUCAGCUUCUACGGGCUGGAGAAGGAGGACCUGGAGUCUGGCAUUCUCGUGCAGGGUUACGAAGGUUUGCCAGAGCCGUGGACAUCGACAUACUUUAUUACGAACAAUGCGAAGCGGCUGGUGGAUCUCUGCUGCAACUGGCUCGACCAGUUCUACCCGAACAAGGUAACGUCCGCAGCGGCACCGGACCCAGGGCUGAUCGAGUCGAUACGAGAGGCGCUGCCAAGCUUGACAGACCGCUACCUGCUGGCACUGCAGGAGCACUACCGGUGGACGCAGACGCGCGAGGCUGAGUCUGAGCGUCUAUACGGCGACCGCUGCUCCAAGACGUACUCUGAGGACCGUUACUCCAAGGUGUACCGGCUCAAGAACUACGGGCUCUGGGACGACGCCAUCGCGGUGGCCAGGAAGCACAACUCGAUCACGGCGCUAGCCGAGAUCAUGGUGGAAGAGGUGCGCAAGCUGCGCAGCGACGCGAUGACGGUGGACGCGGGCACCAGCCGGGCGACGGAGAAGCGUGCCUCAGCGCUCGCUAAGGAACAGCGGAUAGCCGAGUGCUUUGUGGAGUACGGACGGCCGUUUGCCUUUGCCGUGUACGACAUUCUGCUCCGCGACGACGGGAUCAAGGCAGUGCUGGACUUCCCGGGCGACACGAUCGGAUUCGCGACACAGUAUCUGCGGUCAAAGCCGGAGCUGGCCAAGAUCUCGUGGAUCAACGACGUGGAGCGUGAGCGCGACGUGGAGAAGGCGGCCGGCACGCUGCUGACGCUGGGCAUGGACCGGGAGCAGCGGCUAUGGAACAAGAAGAUCGAGCUGAGCCUGGGCAAGCUGGCCUUGUUGGCAGAACAGGGGCCGACAGCGGCGCUAACAACGGCCAUGGCGACACUGACGACAGCUGCACCGACCGAAGCAGCAGCCUCAGCGGGCAGCAUCGCUCAGGUGGACCGGCAGUUGGGGAUCAUAAAGAUCCAAGACCUGGUGUACAGCUGGGUGCUGCCGUCGAUCGAGGCGGCAGUGGACGAGGGAGCCGAGUUGCAGCUGGCGAUGGAGAAGCACGCAGGACGGAUCCCGAAGCGACAGAAGGCGCUGCUACACGUGUUGGAAGACGGGUUGAGCCGGCUACUGCGACACGAGGCGCUAGAUGCGUUUGGGCUGAUUGACGUGCUGACGUUGAUGGAUGCACGUCGUGACGAGGUGCCGGUUGAUCAGGAUGUCUUCUAUCUGGCGCUGCAAGUAGCCUACGGAGGUCUGCGCGACGGCGAGGAGCGACAGCAGGCUCAGCGGCUGAUCUGGCGACGCUGCUUUGCGCGGGACGACUGGACUAAGAUCAACAACACACAGCUGCAGGACGACGAGUCGACGGCAGCUGUGCUGGCGAUGACAGCAGUAUACACGACGGCGUACGCGCUGUGCAUUGAGCACAAACUCGACGCUUCCAUCUCAUAUGCAGUGGUUAAGCCAUCCGAGGCCCUGGGCGUCUACACAGACGGCGGCGAUCCGGCGACGACGGCGCGCUUUGCCAACUUGGAGGACGCGUUCCGCGAGAAGAUGCUGGAUGCGAUGCGGCAGGAGGACACGCUGCUCCGGCGGUACAUUGACAAGUGCCGGCUGGAUGACUGGUGUCGAGCAGCCGUGGAGGCGGCCGAGAAGGCGUGCCAGGCCGAGGUGGACCGCUUGACGGUUGACCGAGAGGGCGCGAAGGCACCAGUGGCACAGGCGAAUGGGAAGAAGCUCUUCGGAGAACGGUCGUCGUAA